Messenger RNA from Balaenoptera acutorostrata (minke whale), 3845 nucleotides. It is a transcript of the gene DCBLD1, whose product is annotated as discoidin, CUB and LCCL domain containing 1. The record is from RefSeq and is a predicted model, not a curated record. Lineage: Eukaryota; Metazoa; Chordata; Mammalia; Artiodactyla; Balaenopteridae. The coding region runs from base 4 to 2259 and encodes 751 amino acids. The transcript has 15 exons.
GCUAUGCCCAGUCCCGGCGCCGCGCUCGGCCGCGGAGGAGGCGGCCGGCCGGGGCGGCGGCGGCGCUGCGUGCGCCAAGGGGAAGCCGAGCCUGCCAAGCUGGCGCCCGGCGGGGCCAUGGUGGCCGGCGCCCGCGGCGGCUGCGCGCAGGCGGGGGCUGCUCGGCGUGGCCUCCUGGCCCUGCUGCUCGCUGUCUCCGCGCCGCUCUGGCUGCAGGCGGAGGAGCUGGGUGAUGGCUGUGGGCACAUAGUGACGUACAAGGACAGUGGCACCAUGACAUCUAAGAAUUAUCCAGGGACUUACCCCAAUCACACCGUUUGUGAAAAGACGAUCACAGUACCAAAGGGGAAGAGAUUGAUUCUGAGGUUGGGCGAUUUGGAUAUUGAAUCCCAGACCUGUGCUUCUGACUACCUUCUGUUCACUAGCUCUUCAGAUCAAUAUGGUCCGUAUUGUGGAAGCAUGACUGUGCCCAAAGAACUUUUGCUGAACACCAAUGAAGUAACUGUUCGCUUUGAGAGUGGAUCCCACAUUUCCGGGCGGGGUUUUUUGCUAACCUAUGCCAGCAGCGACCAUCCAGAUUUAAUAACGUGUUUGGAACGAGCUAACCAUUAUUUGAAGACAGAAUACAGCAAGUUCUGCCCAGCUGGUUGUAGAGACAUAGCAGGAGAUAUUUCUGGGAAUGUGGUGCAUGGAUAUAGAGAUACCUCUUUACUAUGCAAAGCCGCCAUCCACGCAGGAGUAAUUGCAGAUGAAGUGGGCGGUCAGAUUGGUGUGCUUCUGCGCAGAGGCGUGAGUCGAUACGAAGGGAUCCUGGCCAAUGGUGUGCUCUCAAGGCAUGGUUCCCUGUCAGACAAGCGAUUUCUGUUUACCUCCAAUGGUUGCAGCAGAUCCUUGAGUUUGGAACCUGACCGGCAAAUCAGAGCUUCUUCUUCUUGGGAGUGGAUCAAUGAGACUGGAGAUCAGGUCCGUUGGUCUCCUGGCCAAGCCCGACUUCAGGACCAAGGCCCGUCAUGGGCUUCGGGGGACAGGAGCAAGAACCACAAACGAGAGUGGCUGAGGAUAGAUUUGGGAGAGAAAAAGAAAAUAACAGGAAUUAGGACCACUGGAUCCACACAGUCAAAUUUCAACUUUUAUGUAAAGAGUUUUGUAAUGAACUUCAGAAACAACAACUCCAAGUGGGAGACCUAUAAAGGAAUUGUGAAUAAUGAAGAAAAGGUGUUUCAGGGCAACUCUAAUUUUCGGGACCCUGUGCGGAACAAUUUCAUCCCUCCCAUUGUGGCCAGAUAUGUGCGUGUUAUCCCCCAGACGUGGCACCAGAGGAUAGCCUUGAAAGUGGAGCUCCUUGGCUGCCAGAUUGCACCAAGUAGGACUCAGGGUAAUGACUCAUUGGUGUGGAGCAAAACAAGUCUAAAUACUGUUGGUUCAACUAACAGAGAAGAAGAGACAAUCUUAAAACCCAUCCCCUCUGAAGAAAUGCCCAAAGGAUUAAACGUCGUAACUGUUGUCACUCCCCUGGUGCUCCUCGUCCUGCUGGUUGCUGGAGUGGGAAUCUUUGUAGUCCUUAGAAAGAGGAAGAAGAAAGGAAAUCCUUAUGGAUCAGCUAAGGCUCAGAAAACAGACUGUUGGAAGCAGAUCAAAUAUCCCUUUGCCAGGCAUCAGUCAGCUGAGUUUACCAUCAGCUACGAUAAUGAAAAGGAGAUAACACAAAAGUUGGAUCUCAUCACAAGUGAUAUGGCAGAUUACCAGCAGCCUCUCAUGAUUGGCACCGGAACGGUCGCCAGGAAGGGCUCUACCUUCCGGCCGAUGGACACCGAGGCCGACGAGGCGGGGCCGGCCGCCGAGGCUGGCGGCCACUACGACUGCCCCCUCCCGGCCGGCCGCCACGAGUACGCCCUGCCCUUGACCAACCCCGAGCCCGAGUACGCCACGCCCAUCGUGGAGCGGCACCUGGCCCGCGCGCACACCUUCUCGGCGCGGAGCGGCUACCGCGUGCCGGGGCCCGGGCCGGCGCACAAGCACUCCCUCUCCUCCGGCGCCUUCUCCCCGGCCGCCGGCUACCAGCUGCCGCUGAGCCCCGCGCCCGCGGACCCGGGCUACGACAAGCCCAAGGGCGGCGGCGGCGGCUGCGGCUCAGCCGCGGGGCGCGCCGAUCCCGCCUGUCAGAAGCCGCAGGUCAACCCCGCGACCAACGCUGCCUACUUGGCCCCCAGAGACUGCCUCAGACCCCUAAACCAGACGGCCAUGACCGCUCUUCUGUGAACACACUGUGAAUGAAAGCUGCUGUGGUACUGAGCGCCGGGCUGUGCGUGGCCCUGGAAGCGGCGAGAUGCGCGCGCGAGAGACUGUGUGUGUGUGUGUGUGUGUGUGUGUGUGUGCCCGCGUGUGUGUGCGCGCGCGCGUGUGGUUUAACAGGAUCCUGCGGUGGAGUCGUAGAGGCACCCCCCCCUCACUGUUUGUUUACAGAAUUGUGCAGCUGGUUUUGUUCUGACCCUUAGGGCGAGCGUCUGUUGGGUUUUGUGGGGCUAGAAAAAUGAAAGUUUUCAGAUGGCAUUUUUUCAUUUCUCUAACUGUGAUACCGAGCUGCUUCGGUGUAAAAUGUGCAAUCUGUACAGAGUUGUAUUUAACAAGAAUUAAAGUAACUUAAGUUUGCUUGCGCAGAUUUUGGUUCUACACGGAGGUUAUGUAGGAGAAUGCAGCUGUUGCAAAAACGUAUAUAAUAGUAUGUUCACUUUUUAAAGAUAUUUUAUCUGAUAGUGUGUUAGCAGCAGGUCUGUUUAAACUUAAUCUUGUUCUUAUUAUGGCUCAUUUCCUUUCCUUUGAUAUCGAGAACUAAAAGCAUUGUUAACAUUCUUCUCCUGGAAGGAAUGAAAUUACUUGAAGCAAGAAAAGCACACCAGGGUGGUUGUUUGUUUGCAAUUAUGACUGUAGAUUAAAAAGAACAAACAAAAUCCACCACCUCAGCAGCUGCCAGUUCCUUAGGCUCCACUUCAGGUGGGGGUGUGCCGCGGCCGGUCAAGGCGUGCAAGGAGCAGGAGGUCUCUGAAGCCUGCAGGGGGCCUCACUGCCCGCAGCCUGUGGGACCUGGCUCCUGAGCAGCUGGCCUUCACACUUUGCUUCUUGCUCACCUCAGGCCUGGCAGACAUUUGCUUUCACAUGCAAAUCUGCCUUUUCAAACUGUCUGCAAAGCCAAAUGCUCAGACUUAACGGCAACCAAAACUGCUCUCUCAACAAACUGAAUGAAGGUAGCACAGCAAUUAUGCUGUAAAUUACUGUGUCAGAUGCUUUUGUACCUCAGGUUAAAAAUAUUGCUGAGGUCAGACACCCACACUUUCAUGACUUUCUUCAGAAAUAGCACAUCGUACUCUGAAACACAAAAAAGUUACUUGACAUGUGUUCUUACAAAAGUGACUGAGGCCCAAUCUACAUAGAGCUUUUCUACUGAGAUGGUUGGAAACUGAACUAAUUUUGUAAGAAAAAAUUUCCCCUCGAGUAUGUGUCUGUAAUUCCAGAUUAGCCCAGACUUCAGCUGUACCUCAUGUUCAGUGGUUUUUAUCUGAGUUUGCUUUGUGAGUUCACUGUGGGGGGAUUUAACCUCUUUUGCCAAAGAGGAAAGUGUAUGUUUGUUUGUUUUAAUAGAAAAUGUGGACCAAAAAGAUCCUUUCCCUAAAAAUGUAUUAUAAUCCUAUUUGCAUGACUGACUUUCUGUGAAACAUAAAUUUUAGAAUACUGAGGUGCUGGAAGGUCACAGCAGACUAUCUGUGGUUAUUGUGGAGGUUAAACCAUUUACCUUGUGAGUUUACAUGGUUUUCUACGAAUACUAAUUGCAAUAAACUAUGCCAAACCAA